UGAGUGGGGUCGCCUUGCCCUGUAUGGCGUCACUGUCAGCCUUAUCAAUGAUCACCGGAACCAGUAUCACCACGAGGCGCAGCAGAUCGAUCAAUGCAACACGGAACAUACCCAUCAUCUUGAGCGUCAGCAUAUGCCUGUGGAUAUAUAUCAGUGAAGGUAAAUCUGCAAAUUAAAUCGGCCCUUCAUCAAAAGUCAUACUUGCUAUCUGACCAAGCUUUCAUUCCGCAACACCGAAAUCCUCAAAAACAACCAAAUCCCAAACUUCAAGAACCAAGCGCAAUGGGUAUAUUUACAUGUUCACGAAAGUCAAGGGCGAACCCUUCCAAUCCAAUGGGUGACUGGAAGUCCCAGUCUCCCCCCGACUACAAUGAGGUCGUUGCAUCCGAUGCCGCUAGCAACCAAUCCUCCUCCCCGGACGGCUUUCUCGCCACAAGCGAGUUUCAGGUAGAAGCCCUUGGAUACGACACCAACCAGGCACUCAGCGGCAAAUUUCUGGAGAAUAUUUCCGUCUACAGCGUGGAAUUCGGAGCACCCACACAGGAAAAGUACACCUCUAUCCGCCUAAAGAGCAGUUCCAACUCGUGCGCGUUGGUGCGCCCAUCCGACCCACGUCAGAAUGCUCUCAUUUCAACCAUCUAUCGUUGGGGCCCUGGAAGGCACCCCAGGAUGCGCAUUCUACCCCGCGAUUCCAGUGUUUCGGUUGAGCAGGCCAUCGACGACGAUAAGGUGUGUGGAGAAUUGGUCGACGUGCAAAGCCGGUCGAUGGUUAGCCGUGCGCAGGUUUUCGACACGUCACUUGGCAAAUACGAGUGGCGCUACGGGAGUCGGGAAGAAAGAAAAGCCUGUAACGCAGAUUCGCUGCUGAUUCUGGAGCGCAUGGAUCGCGUCGUAUUAGGGGAUGGUACCACGACUAAGAGCGGCGCCAGAGUCGCUCAGCUUAUUCGAAACGACCAAUUCCGCACCCGCGGCUCGGCUAGGUACUCCGGAGGGAAUGGUGGUCGCUUGGUGAUGGAUCUGCGCAUGUGGAAGGAUGAGAAGCAUGCCGACACGGACGGCGUAGAGGCUUUCUUUGUGGCGAGUUGUAUCUUGAUGCUGAAGAGAGAGGCAGAUCGUUUCAUCGAUAAUAACAUCGUCGCCGUGACAUAAGCGUGACGGUGCCCCUUUGCGAGGCUCAUUUGGCUUGGAGUUGAAGUACUUUAAUGAUUUACUUUCUAUAUAAUAUACAUGGUAGCUUGAUAU
Molecule: messenger RNA, 1242 nt
Organism: Aspergillus pseudonomiae
Lineage: Eukaryota; Fungi; Ascomycota; Eurotiomycetes; Eurotiales; Aspergillaceae
Exons: 1
Coding region: 283-1149 (288 amino acids)
Source: RefSeq, a predicted model, not a curated record